AACUUGAAUGAUCGUAUUAUGUGGAGGAUUCCGAUACAGAGGAAAAGCGAUUAUACCAUAUUCAUGGAAACAAGGGACAGGAUACAGCGACCAGUUCCACUGCGUCGCUUACAGGGUUGUUGGGAUAUUAUCAUCUGAGGGUUGAAAGUUGAGACAGCACGCUCGGUACCUACCCCGAGCUGCUGCAGCAGCGAUAGAACGCAAGGCUACGGGAAAUAUCGCCUUGGUCCAUCUCUCAUCGCCGUUUUUACUGGGUGAUGUAUGGAGAAUGCUUUCUUAAUUCGUUUUUCUUCUCCAAUACGUAAAUGGCAUUGAAAUUACAAUGCAAGUUGAAGCCGUCCUAAAUGCAAAGACCCGCGUAACAGAAUUGGGAGGAACGUACUUUAUUUAUCAUAGACGAGACGUGCUUUUGACCUCCUGCAUUUAUUCUUGCAUUACAUUCCUGAAAUUGUUAUGGGAAAACAUUACAUUAGAUGAGUUAAUCGGAGAGACAAGUUAAUGUGGUCGUAUGAGCUGUAGAUAUAUUUGGCAAGAGUGUUUCCAAGGGAUCUUACUGGCACCGAAUCAAGCUGAAAACGCGCUCUUGCUGUAGGCUACAUACGUUUCUGCAAAUGGAGAGAUUUCCCAUCUGAAAUGAAAUUUAUCGUCUGCAGCUCCACCUAAUAUUAUACAUAUUGCCCGAAAUCCGUUUUUCUACUAUUUUAAUGAGGAUUUACUGGAAUACGGAGUUAAUUGCAUUGGGUGGACAUUCGAGAAAGGCAACUACACUGCUGCAGUGCAUUUUGGUUGUCAUCUAGACUGGCCGGUGAAGACAGCCUGACCCAUGCCUCGCCCCUCACUCUGAUGGUCAGGAGUUUGGUCCUCCAAGGGGGAAUGCCCGUAUACCAUAAUGCCGCUGCCAGGCAACUGGCUCCUGCGACACUCAGCGGCCACGCGCUUGCUGUUGCUCAGCCUGGUCCUGAUGACCUUCUGCAUCCACCGCGUGACCGCCAACUGCUCCAGGAGCUGCUACUGCUCGGAGAGCCCCGAGGGAGGCCUGGCGGUACGCUGCAGCGGCUUGCACCUUCCCGAAGUGCCCCGGGACCUCCCCAACGACACCCGUCACCUCUACCUGGACUACAACCGCCUCACCACCAUCCCUACUGACGCCUUCCUUGGGCUGAGCCUGCUCAGCGAGCUGGACCUCUCCCACAACGACCUGGCCCAGCUGGAGCCGGGGGCUUUCCGGGGCCUGGCUGAGUCUCUGGAGUUCCUGGACCUCUCCUCCAACAGGCUGAUGGCCCUCAACCCCCUGGCCUUUGAAGGUCUGCGGUCUCGGGCCAACCUCACCCACAACCCCUGGCACUGCGACUGCAACCUGCAAACCGCCAUGACCCUGCUGGACCUGGAGCCCGCCUCGCUGGCCGGCGUAGUGUGCCGGACCUCCGAGCCCGAGGAGGCAGGUGUCCAGGGUCUGCCCUUCCUCCUGGCGGCCGGCGCGGACCUCUGUGUGGCCGUGAAGAAGACCACCGACGUGGCCAUGCUGGUGACCAUGUUCGGGUGGUUCGCCAUGGUCAUCUCCUACCUGGUCUACUACGUCCGGCACAACCAGGAGGACGCGCGACGCCACAUGGAGUACCUCAAGUCUCUGCCCAGCAGGCAGGGCAGGUCGGAGCACUCCUCCACCCUCAGCACUGUGGUGUGAGGACCCGUCUGCCCGGGUUCAGGGCUUGGGGUCACCUUCUGGGGCCCAGAGCCACGUCCAGGGGAACGAAUCUAAAUAAAAACCAAAUCUAUUUAUUUUGUAUAGAGCUUUAUACGGAGAAAUGUCACAAAGAUGCUUUUCAGAACGCAAGGCUUAGGGGAUACAGCUUUGCUACCUCAGUGCGGAUUCAGUAGAGCCGGGUGACAAACAGAACGAGCUCCCGCAAAGUACUGG
Messenger RNA from Anguilla anguilla (European eel), 1918 nucleotides. Its product is annotated as leucine-rich repeat-containing protein 3B-like. Bases 890 to 1684 code for a protein of 264 amino acids. NCBI's taxonomy places the organism in Eukaryota, Metazoa, Chordata, Actinopteri, Anguilliformes, Anguillidae. The record is from RefSeq and is a predicted model, not a curated record. The transcript has 2 exons. Gene Ontology annotation, molecular function: protein binding.